This is a messenger RNA of Siniperca chuatsi (mandarin fish), 4952 nucleotides long. RefSeq names its product ST8 alpha-N-acetyl-neuraminide alpha-2,8-sialyltransferase 2 (gene st8sia2). Gene Ontology annotation, molecular function: alpha-N-acetylneuraminate alpha-2,8-sialyltransferase activity. Lineage: Eukaryota; Metazoa; Chordata; Actinopteri; Centrarchiformes; Sinipercidae. The transcript is spliced from 6 exons. Gene Ontology annotation, biological process: oligosaccharide metabolic process; N-glycan processing. The record is from RefSeq and is a predicted model, not a curated record. The coding region runs from base 479 to 1639 and encodes 386 amino acids.
CUCUAUGUUCUUGGAGUCUACUUGGCGCAAACCUGCCUUACACACCUGUCUAACAGUCUCCACACUGCGGUCUUACACCUCCUCUCGGUGAGCCAACAACACCUGGAGAGUGAGAUCAAACCGGCUGGGGUAGAGAUGGAGAGCUGGCCCCUGUGCCUUUAAGACUGCAUGUGGUCUACAUCUUGCUGCUGCCAUGGCAGGCUCUGGAGGUGCACGCUUUCAAAGUUUGACUGGGGAAUAGAGGUAACAGUGGAGACGGCAGCAGCAUCGCCCCGCCGGGAAACAGACUCAAGGCGACCAUCAUCUGAGAGGGAAGAAAGGACCGCAGCUGGCCUGGGAGUGUCCGACUCCGGCGAUAAGAACAAAAGGAGAGAUGACAGAGCGGAUUCCCGAUUUAUAAAUGAAAAACACAAGAAGGUUAAUUUAACACAGUGUUUGCUGAAAGGAGGGACUCCCGGCUGCAACCUCCCCCUCAGCCAUGCCGCUUGUAUUCCGCACGCUGUUGUUUGGCUUUGUAACGCUGCUGGUUGUGGUUUUGAUAAUAGAUGAUAUAGCAGAAGUGGAGGAAGAAACUGCAAAUACUGGACAUUCAAAGAAGAUGAACUUGCACCGGCUCAUCCCUAAACCGCACAGAAAGGCUGCCGCACACGUGGAUCCGACUGCUUUGACAAGAUUGGGCAAAGAUAUAAAUCGUCUCGGCCCAAGCUACAAUAACACUGCCAAGCUCUCGUCAAACGGCUGGACCUUCAACAAGACCCUCUCCAACCUCAUCAGGAAGAAUAUCCUGAAAUUUCUUGAUCCAGAGAGAGACAUCUCUAUUCUCAAGGGCACGCUGAAACCAGGAGAUAUCAUCCAUUAUGUUUUUGAUCGCCACAGCACCACAAACAUCUCAGAAAAUCUCUACCGUCUUUUGCCAACUGUAUCCCCCAUGAAGAACCAACAUCACAGGCGCUGUGCUAUUGUUGGAAACUCUGGGAUCCUGCUGAACAGCAGCUGUGGACCUGAGAUUGACUCUCACGACUUUGUUAUCAGGUGUAACUUGGCACCAGUGGAGGAAUACUAUCGGGACGUGGGGUGGCGGACCAACUUGGUGACCAUGAACCCUUCAGUGGUGCAGCGAGCCUUCCAGGACCUGGUCAGUGAAGAGUGGAGGGAUCGCUUCUUGCAGCGGCUUCAAAGCCUCAGCGGCAGUGUGCUAUGGAUCCCAGCCUUUAUGGCCAAGGGGGGUGAGGAGCGUGUGGAGUGGGCCCUUCGCCUCAUCCUGCUGCACACUGUGGACGUACGCACCGCCUUCCCCUCCCUGCGCCUUCUCCACGCUGUCAGAGGGUACUGGCUAACCAACAAUGUCCACAUCAAGCGUCCGACCACUGGGCUCCUCAUGUACACGAUGGCCACUCGCUUCUGUGAAGAGAUCCAUCUUUACGGCUUCUGGCCCUUCCCACUCGAUCCGCAGGGGAAACCAGUGAAAUACCACUACUACGAUACUCUGAAGUACGAGUACACUUCCAGCUCGAGUCCUCACACCAUGCCUUUGGAGUUCAGGACCCUGAGCACAUUGCACAGACAGGGGGCACUCCGGCUCCACACUGGGACCUGCGAUGUAGAGAGGAGACGACAGAAGGAGCUCCAGAGCGAAUAGCUGAAAAUGGAAACCACUUUCUUGACUGAGCAGACUCUGUAAAAACUGUUUUCUUGAUAAUGUACUUUUUAUGAAACUUGAAUUAACUUAUUUUCAGUAAUUGGAAUGAAUGUUUUCUAUUUCGAGCUCUUUUAAUGCCUUGUUUCACUGGUGUGUUUUAACUUUUUAAUGAGAUUUCUAUGGCAACCUUUAAAAUAAUGAAACGCUUUUUCUUUUUUUUUUUUGUCUAGCUCCCUUCUGCUGGUGUAACCUGUUCAUGGAGAGCCUGUCAUGUCCAUCUUUUGGCCCCUUAUAUUCCUUAAAUUUUAACCACAGUCCAUCCAGGUUUCCUGUAUGGCUAUAAUACAUAAAAAUAAUAAUAAUAAUGAUAAUAAUUAUAAUGGAUUAAAGAUUCAGAACACACAUUUGUGUUUCAUGAGACACCAUGAAUUAAUAUUCCCAGUUUAUGGUAUGAUAGGGCUCCAUUAAAGGUGUGUUGUAAUUUACCUAGCAUGUCAACAGCACGAAGAGCUGCUGAAUUAAUGGCUCUUGUGAGACACUUGUUGGGCCACAAGAUGGAAGCACUUAAUAAUCAGGGAGAAUGAUGAUGAAAGAAAAAAUGUUGGUCAACCGUUCAAACAUUUGUGUGAUGAACCCUUUUGAUUAGGAUCUUUUUUUAAAGAGAUGAUGUGAUGUUCAACUUGUGAUAACACAUUUUCCUCUGAUAGAGAACGUGCUAUGCUUUUGUAGCUUCUUAUAAAGCACCUUAACUGGUGAUCACAGUAAAACAGGUCAUUCAUAAGCAAACAUUCAAAGAGUCCAGUCAACCAGAACUGCCAUGUGAUGAAGUUAAAAUGAAGGAAAGGAAGCUCGUUGAAUUGUAUUCAGCUUCUGUGAGGGAGUGUACCAGCUGUUCACAUAAGAAUGUUUACACAGACUUAGUCGACAGUAAACUCACUUUGUAAACUUUUCUCAAAGAACACCAGCCCUGUUUCUGCACUGGAAAUGUUCGCAGUGAGGUCAGACUGUAGUUGUGUCGUGGUAGUAAGAAGAGCUUAGCUUUUUUUUUUUAAAUGAAUGUAUUGGUGACAGUAUUGCAAAUGCUGUAAGAAAUGAGCCCCAUAAUGUGCUUUAAAUUAAUUCCUAGACAUUUAGCAACAGUUUCAGUGCAGUGACACUGAAGCUGAUAACUUGUAUGCCUUUAUUCAUUUGAAAUGAUGUAUGAAUUAUACUUGUAUAGUGUGUUUGGGUUAGUAUUCAACCGAUAUUGGUUGAUACAGAUAUUUGUCGAUUUGAUUGAAGCUGCCAGUAUUUUGUGCCUAUAAUCAGUAAAUUUUACCAUUUAAAAUUGGACCGUUCACAUGCCCAGAAAUAGAUAUGUUCAGGUUCAAGUUAUUCUUGACAGAAUGGGAAAGAUGAAGAGUUACAUGAUUGUUUAAUAAUGUCACUCAAAUCUGAAACCCAGAUAUGAAAAUAAAUACCCCCAAAAAACUAAACAAAUGUGCAAAAAAGUAGAUUUUAUUGGUGACUUAUGUAAUUGUGGUCAGGGAAGAAGCUUAAUUCUAUGUUUAUUUUAAGGCCAAUACAGUUUGGAUUAUAUUUUUGUACUUCCAAGCUCCACCUCAUUAAAAAUCUUAAAGUUUAGUUGAGUUUAUAGGGGUUUUGGGAGUUGUCUUGAUGCUGGGCUUACUGGAAAUAUUCCAACAGCUCUGCCGCUAAACAAGUAGCCUCUCAUGCGCUUCCAGCCAUGUGAUUUGUCCUUAAAAGUGUUGUUUUGAUGCAGGAUGCACUUGUUGACUUGCAUGUUGACCUACCCUGCAAGUUAAGCUAAGAAUAGAUGUGAAAAGUUGUACCAGAGACAUCAGCAGUCUGAGGCAGUGAAAGGUUUAUUAGUGAACGCUCUUCUGAACUCUGCAAAAAUAGAAACAUUCUGUUACCUACGCAGUUAAGUUAAUAAACCCAAAAUCUGGAAUUUGCCACAGUUUAGAAAACAUUCUACUGACAUGUAGUUUCUGCUGUGUAACUGUGGGGAUUGUGCUGUAUAGUUUUAUCUUUGUCAUGUUCACUGUAUGUUAACAUCUGCUUUAUGUCCAAAUUCCAGCAAAUAGAUGUUAGCUUUUGCAUGUUUGUCUUGUCUUGAUACAUACAACUUGAGUAUAUUUCAAUUUUUUGUAUUUAAAUAUCCACUAUGACACAAGGACACUUAAAAUGUGCAGUUAUGACAAAGUGAAUGUACUUUUCUGUGGCAGAAAAUACACAAUAGAUCAGAAUGGAAAAAUAACACUCCAAGCCUCUCCCUUAAAACGAUUUCACACUUCAAAGGAAGCAGUUUUAUUUCAGUAGUGUUUUCAAAGAAAUGGAAACUGAGGAAACAGGCGUGGGUACACAUAACAUGCCUGUGUCAAAAAACAACUUGUUUUCAAUAAAUGUCCAAAGCAGUUUGAACAUUUAACUUUUUUUGGUUUAAAUUGGAUCAGGGAGAUUAGCUAGUCUUCAAAUAGCUACCACAAUGACUUUGAUUCAUUUUACAAGAGGAACUUUAUGCAGCAGAUGAUUCAGUUCUAAUAAAAUUCCAGAAUUAGCAUUUUUAGAUGAGAAGACUUUUUCCACAAUUUCACACACAACUAAAGAUAAAAUAAAGGACAUUGCCAAGACGGAAGAGGAUAACUGUACACGGGUGACAUAAUCACCUGAGAUACAUUUAGCAGUGCCACAAAAAUGGAUCUGCACAUGUUUUCUGCACAUACAGUGAAAAACUAAGAUGACACAAUACUGAAAUGAACAGUGGUAUAGACUGAUGGAAAACACAUGAAAAAGUCAGCAGUCUGCUAAAGGACAUAAUAUCAAAAAUAUUUGAUUCACAUAUGAUUCAAUGUAUGAUUGAAUGGAUGACCUUCCCCCACACACUCCUACAUGCCGCUUGUAUAUCUAACAGUGACAAUAAAUGUAUCCAGUCUUCUGUGACAACAAAGGAAAAUGCACAAUGUUCUUUCUCCUGGAAAGAUUGGCGAUUGCAGUUUCUUUUCUGUUUUGUUUUUUUCCUGUUAACUAGAGAUGGAGGUCAUUUGGAAACAGCUGCACCUGUAGGCCAUGGGGCACUAUCAAAUAACAGUUUGGAUUAAAACAGAAGGUCACCUACAACACUCACAUGUGCUGCAGGAACCUAACUUGGGAGUACUCGGCAUUGUAGUGAUUUUACUGUAAUUACAUUUGGGGUGCAGACAGAAACAAGGAUGGUUUGUGAACCCCUCUGCUAUUUUUUUCAUUUACUUUAAAUCAGACUUUUGGUUGAUUAUUGUGUAUUUGAUAUUUGAAUUAAAGAUAUAACAAACUA